Messenger RNA from Rotaria sp. Silwood2, 411 nucleotides. The record is from the annotation of a GenBank genome assembly. Lineage: Eukaryota; Metazoa; Rotifera; Eurotatoria; Philodinida; Philodinidae.
AUGUCGACAGAGAAUCGUCAGAUUGUGAAAACGGACGUACUUCUACCGAAUGCAGAGGACCGAGACAAACUGGCUUUCAUUCUUUUGAAUGUUUUCACAUCGAAAGAAUGUCAAGAUUGGAUUGAGUUGACUGAACAACGUGGUUACAGUCCUGCAAAAGUAAAUAUAGGGGGUGGACGCGAAAAGCUAAUGACUGAUUUCCGUGAUAGUGAUCGAUGUAUUAUUGAUGAUGUGAAUAUGGUCAACAUUCUCUUUCAACGUAUCGAAUCACUUUUACCGAAAAUAUACAAUGGUUAUCAUUUGGUUGGCCUUAAUGAACGCCUUCGAUUUCUUCGAUAUGAUCCAGGCCAAAAAUUUGAACCACAUAUGGGUACGACUCCUCAAACAGUUUUCUAUUUGAAUACAAUAUAA